Messenger RNA from Nasonia vitripennis (jewel wasp), 1365 nucleotides. Its product is annotated as hemolymph lipopolysaccharide-binding protein. Lineage: Eukaryota; Metazoa; Arthropoda; Insecta; Hymenoptera; Pteromalidae. The record is from RefSeq and is a predicted model, not a curated record. Gene Ontology annotation, molecular function: signaling receptor activity. The coding region runs from base 785 to 1297 and encodes 170 amino acids. The transcript has 3 exons.
AGUGACAGACUAAUACCGUCUGCGGCGCCGCGUCCGCAGAGCCUCUGGGCACUCGCUGCCAAAAUAGUUUCAAUAGAAUGUUAGUCUAAUGAAACGCCGCUCGGGACUGAGAGUAGCGAACUCGCACACACACGCGCGCCCGCGAGCGAAUAGCAGCUGGGAAUUAUACGCGAACGUGUGCGCGCGUAAUCGAAUGAAAUUCACCGCGGCGUCGAACUUGUACGUGCAGAGCGCGCCGCGAGAGUGGCGGCGUCGAUCCUUUAGCUUUUUUUAUUUCGAGAAUUCGGUUGCGCGCGCUCUGGCUCAUUACCGAGAGCUAUGCGCUAUUUGUAGUGGCGAAGGGGGGAAGAAACGCGCUGGUCGCGGUGAGCAGAUCGGCGCCUCUUCUUGCGGGACGGGAUUGGCUUUUUGGUGCUGCAGAUUGUUUGCUCGCUUUGAUUGCGUCGAAUAGUUUGAGUUUGGAGUAUUAAUUGACGCUGUUUUUCGUGUAGGCUGUAAAAUACUGUUAUAAGUGAAUUUUUUGUGAGCAGUUUUUUAUUCCAAGAAAAUAUGCCGCAGACCGCGUGUUGAAUAAACAUAUUUCAUGCUUACAGUUUUUCACUCUCAAUGCUUAUCAAAGGCCAGCUUUAUCGAUAUUUAAUGCUCGACUCUACACGUUUUCAUAUUCCAUAAAAACAAAAGAUAAACGGUAUAUAAAAUCUAGACUUUAUUUCGAACAAUAUCAGUGCGAACUUUAAUUUACUAGCGCUGGAAUUCUGGAAGCUUGGAUUGUAAAAUCGCCAAAAUGAAUUUCGCUCACGUUUUGAUUUUUCUCGCGCAGAUAUACUACUCAUCGUCGACUCCCUUCAAUCAGAAGUCGGAAAGCUCCUGCUUGAGCGAAUUGACCAAGUGCAAAAUACCCGCAGGUUUUAGAGUCACACGCGGGAUUGGAGCUUACAGAUAUUUCGAUACGCCCAAAAAUUGGAACAUCGCUAGGAAGAGUUGCACGAACUUUGGAGCUCACCUAGCCGUCAUAAAGUCGAAGAAAGAAGAAGAUGACGUACGCAGUAUAUUGAAUGGCAAACAAGUGAAAGACGCAUGGAUUGGCUAUCACAACCACUUUGCUCACAACGAAUGGGUCAGCAUAAUGGACGAGUCUCUCGAGCGUAUCGGCUACAAAAAUUGGGGCAAAGAAGAGCCGAACAACGCGAAUGGAAAUCAACACUGCGUAAAAUCGACACCACUGGGUUGGGACGAUUACGAUUGCAGCGAAGCGCUUCCGUUCUUCUGCAAGGUAGAUCUGAACUGCCAAUUGUGAUCAUCAGCCUGUGAUUUUCGCUUGUCGAGAGACUGGGCGCACGGAUAAAUACAAAAUUUAGAACUCGA